Molecule: messenger RNA, 309 nt
Organism: Podarcis lilfordi (Lilford's wall lizard)
Lineage: Eukaryota; Metazoa; Chordata; Lepidosauria; Squamata; Lacertidae
Source: the annotation of a GenBank genome assembly
AUGAUUAUCCACAGACACCAGGUAAGAGCUGCAUUCCUGGGGUGUGGGGGAUGCAUUGAAGAGGAAGCACUGCUCCAGGGCAUUUACACUCCUCUUGCUUCUGCUGAACAGACUUUGGGGGGCAUUUGUAUUUCCAAAACCUGCCAAACCUCUUUAACAGGGAAGAGAUUUACCGGUGUGUGCAUGCUGCAUGGGAAGGGAAAUCUCUUCUCUCUUUCUCGCUCUCUCUCUCUCCCCUCCCUCCCUCCCUCCCCCCCUUUCAGAAAUCUCAAAGACAACAACCUGUCUUCCCUCUCACAUUGCCCUUAG